Messenger RNA from Meira miltonrushii, 1026 nucleotides. Its product is annotated as PEBP-like protein. The transcript has a single exon. The record is from RefSeq and is a predicted model, not a curated record. Lineage: Eukaryota; Fungi; Basidiomycota; Exobasidiomycetes; Exobasidiales; Brachybasidiaceae. Bases 1 to 1026 code for a protein of 341 amino acids.
AUGAAUAGACAAGCUAUAAGGCAGCUGGCUACUGUGUCUUCGACUGCUCCUUCUGCCUCAAGCAGCAACAGCAGCACAUCUCCAACAUCUUGGAAACUACCAAUCGAGCCAGGAAUAGAGCCUGCCUACGAUGAAGCUAUCAAAUUGAUAAAUGAACAAUCUUCCUUACUUCAACAACAGCUCGCCUCAUUGAAAUCUGAAGUAGAAAAAGCGCCUUUACACUCUCCAGAAAGAGCAUUAGCCGAGGCUAAUUUACACGCAACAUCAAUCAUCAGCCAAAUCAAUGAUCCAGAAGUACGAUGGAGAUUCAAGAUGGACAAGAAUGUGCCUUUGAGUAAUCCAGUUUUUGCUCAUUUACGCGAAAAGUCAUGGCGUGACAAAUCUUUACCAAGAUUGUUGGAACGAGCCCGUCUAAUGCGUGUUGUGCCUGAUGCCAUCUCUGACCUUACUCCAACGGCUGAUGUUCAAGUCGCUUUCGGCGAGGGUAGUGGAAUCCAUGAUCAUGGAGGUGAAGCAGGGGAUGUAACUGUGGGAUGCUUUGUUGAUGCGAACAAGAGUAUGAAGGAACCGACAAUCACUGUCACACCGUUCCAUACUGAAGAAUGCUUGUACACUUUGGCAUUGGUUGACCUGGACGCCCCAGACGUAGAGAAUGAUCGAUUGUCAACAUACGCUCAUUGGCUUGUACACAAUGUGCCACUCUCAGUAACAAAGACACAAGUGCAAAUAAAACCUGAGCAAAUCGCUUUGUCGUACAUUCCUCCUCAUCCACAAAAUGGCACAAAAUACCACAGAUAUGGAUUGCUUCUUUUCAAACAAGACGAGUCAAAGGCCAUCACUCCAGCUCAAGGUAUCGAACGCAAAGCUCACUCUGUUCGUGACUUGGUUGAAGAACAUAAACUUCAUCCUUGCGGUCUUCAUUUCUGGCGAGCACAAUGGUCUCAAGAAAGCCGUAAAUCAAUCAGCAAGGUCUACAAAGAUAUUCUACAGGUGAAGGAGCCCAUAUUUACAAGUGAGCUUGCUUGA